AUGACGAGAAAAAGGUACGUUUCUUUUAAUGCUGACGGAUCAGAUUCAAAAGUCUGUGGUGUUGGAGUCCCUCAGGGUGGAGUCCUGUCACCCCUUCUAUUUAACUUGUAUCUGAGAGAUUUGGAACAAUAUCUUCCACCUAACAUGAAGGCUGUCAUGUACGCUGAUGACCUUCUACUUUAUGUAAAAUUCUCUUCUGUCGCCAAUCUUUCCACCGAUGUUUCCGCGGCUCUGGAGAGUCUGUCUGCUUGGCUUGAAACACUGGGAAUGGACGUCGCCCCGCAAAAAACGGUUUGCUGCAUCUUCACAAAAUCUCGAACAUCCUAUGAAGACUUCGCAUUAAGGCUAGGUUCCACUUCGAUCAUAUGUGAUCCUACAAUGAAACACCUGGGCAUACUUUUGGACCGGAAACUAAAAUGGACACCGCAUAUAAAGAUGAUAGCUAAUAAAGCAACGAAGGCACUGGGUAUUCUCAGGAUUAUAACAAGGGCCACAUGGGGCAUUUCUCCCAUGCUGGCCUUGACAGUUUAUAGGAAUUUAAUAAGAGCUAUUCUAGAUUGGGGUUCUCCACUUUUCGCUAAUUCUGCUAUGACCUCCCUAAAAUGCCUGGAUAGGGUGCAGUCUGCAGCCCUCAGAAUGGCACUGGGUUGUAUGAAAUCAACAUCUAUCCCGGUUCUUCUGUCGGAGGCAGGCGAGCCCCCUCUAACACUUCGUAGAACAUUCCUGACGAACUCGUUUAUCCUUCGUAAUUAUUCGUGGUCUGACAACUUGCUAAAUCCCCUUUUGCAUACCCUUAACAGGAAACUAAAAAUUCCAUCACAAUCAAAAGCAUACAACAAAAUACUUUUCGUUCCAACUUAUAUACAGAUGGUUCCUUUGUUGGACAUGGGUUUUAGAUCCGUUAGACCUGCUUAUUUUGACUGGCCCUGGGAGGUCUUAUCAUUCUCUCCUGUGUGCGAUAUCUCUAACGGCAUACUCCUCAAAGACCAUAAUACACCUGAGAUAUUCUUUAGAGAGAUCCUAUCGUCUGAGUUCGAUGGCUACUGUCCUAUAUACACGGAUGCGUCUUUAAACCCUGCAAAUGGAUUGUCUACAGCGGCUUUCUAUGACGAGGUUUCAAACUACACACAAUGUACUCCUCUCCAACCAUACAUCACGAUUCUAACAGCUGAACUCUAUGCCAUCUACACAGCAAUCACAUACGCGAUUGAACACGACAUAUCACGUACUCUUAUAAUCACAGACUCAUUGUCCUCCGUCCAGAGACUCAGGAACUGUCUACUAUAUAAAAACAACCCAUAUAUCAUAUACAGAAUAUUGGAAUUAUUAUAUACAAAUUCCGAUCCUAACACUCUUCCCUCUUUUAAAUUUAUCUGGAUCCCAUCACAUAAUAGCAUUUUGGGCAAUGAAUAUAUCGAUGCAAUUUGCCGUGAAAUUAACAUCUCAAAUAAUAAUAACAGAAUGCAUUUUAAACUCCCACGCGAUGACCUGAGAAUGAGUGUCUUUGCUCCGGACAGGAAAGCAUGGCUUUCCCAUCUCUGGCCAUACUCAGAGAGGGACCUGACGGAGCACAGAUACUUCUCAAGAGUAUCCUUUAAAGCAGCCAAGCCCUGGUUUCUGGAUCUCAACCUUCCGAGGAGUUGGAUAAACGUGGUCACUAGAUUGAGAACAGGUCACACUCUAACGAGUGACCAUUUGAUAAGAAUAAAUUGGAUUGGAGCGGCACGCUGCGAUUGUGGCGAAGAACGUCGUUCCCUUACUCAUUUAUUAAAUGAUUGCCCAAGUUAUGCACCAGCAAGACAUGACUUUAUGAGAUUUUCGCACAGUAAAUUUCCUAAUUCAGUUCCCAACUCGGCAGACGUCGACGAGCUCGUUUUCUCACCCAAUGAGCAAGUGACAGUCUACGACUCUUCGCAGACCCUUCAAAUAUUCCCAACGACGAGACGUGAAAUUAUCAAUGUUGAGAAAUCUUAA
Leptopilina heterotoma is the source of this 1974-nucleotide messenger RNA. RefSeq lists its product as uncharacterized. The record is from RefSeq and is a predicted model, not a curated record. The transcript has 2 exons. Gene Ontology annotation, molecular function: RNA-DNA hybrid ribonuclease activity; nucleic acid binding. Bases 1 to 1974 code for a protein of 657 amino acids. NCBI's taxonomy places the organism in Eukaryota, Metazoa, Arthropoda, Insecta, Hymenoptera, Figitidae.